Molecule: messenger RNA, 612 nt
Organism: Vigna radiata var. radiata (mung bean)
Lineage: Eukaryota; Viridiplantae; Streptophyta; Magnoliopsida; Fabales; Fabaceae
Exons: 4
Coding region: 1-459 (152 amino acids)
Source: RefSeq, a predicted model, not a curated record
AUGAGGAAGAAUGGAAGAAGGCCUAUUAUUGAUCUGAAUUACCCUCCUCCUCCUCAAGAAUCAGAAUUGUCUUCUCCUCUUUAUCAUCAUGAUAAGAAGAGGGUGAAGGAUGAAAGAAAGUAUCUUCCUGACCUCAAUUACCCUCCUCGUCAAGAAUCAGAAUCAUCUCCUCAUACUCAUGAUAAGUGGGUGAAGUAUGAAAGAAAGCUUCUUCCUGAUCUCAAUUAUCCUCCUCCUCCUGAAGAAUUAGAAUCAUCUUCUUCUUCAUUUCCUCACAAUUACCUUAAGCUUCCGGAGAUUGCUCAUCAACCCACUGCUGCUGCUUCUGCUUCUUCCUCUAAGAAGCGUAAGAUGAGAGAGAGUGAGAGUAACUUUCACUGGUUGAAAGCAUGCUGUAACAUGAUCAUAAAUUAUAUCAUGUCCAUUUUCAAGAAGAAGAACAACAAGAAGGAUGACUAGUCUGCACAAUCACUCCAACCCUCUCUUGAAAAGCUAUUCCACAACAAUGUUAUAUGUAUUUCAGUUAUGGUUUAAGCUUCUAUCUUUUGCUUUCUGUUCUAUCAGUUUGUGUUGUAUUACUGUGUUGAAAGAGCACGGCUGUUGUGUGUUAUA